Molecule: messenger RNA, 969 nt
Organism: Tigriopus californicus
Lineage: Eukaryota; Metazoa; Arthropoda; Copepoda; Harpacticoida; Harpacticidae
Product: aly/REF export factor 2-like
Exons: 3
Coding region: 138-884 (248 amino acids)
Biological process (GO): mRNA export from nucleus
Cellular component (GO): nucleus
Molecular function (GO): mRNA binding
Source: RefSeq, a predicted model, not a curated record
AUUUCCAAAAACUGACCGGCCGUUUAAAUUCACACGCUGACAUGCUGACCCACGUGCCCUUUUAACCUCGUUGUGAAAAGGAAAGAGUCAGUUCAAUGUUAACAGUCAUUGAGUGAACUUGUCGCAUCUCUUCCUUGAUGUCCAAUUUUCAAACCACUCCCAAGUUAAUUUGCACAAAAAUGGAUGACAAGAUCAACAUGUCUCUGGAUGACAUCAUCAAACACAAUAAACUAGGAAGCUUGAAAGCCAAUGGACGAUCAUCAAAUGGACGCAACAGCCGACAAGUAGCUCAAGUUCCCUCCAUAAAAAGAAGCCCUAUUGGAUCUGGUUGUAGACACAAAAGCAAACAUCCUCGAGCUCAGGCUCAUUCAAAUCGGACCCGAGAGAAGUCAUCUCGGAAUUCCUCUGGUCCCGUCAAGUUGACCGUGUCCAACCUCAAUGAGAUCGUUUGCGAUGCCGACAUGCAAGAGCUCUUUUCCGAGCUGGGAUCCGUUCAACAAGCUAUGGUUCAUUACGACAAGUCCGGGCGCUCAUUGGGAAUAGCCCAUGUGGUUUUUGAUCGUAUAUUGGACGCCAUCAAAGCCAUCAAACAGUUUCAUGGGGUCCCCUUGGACGGUAGAGCAAUGUUCAUUCAAUUAGCAGACCCUUCGUCCGAAAUCUCUAAUCAUCUCGCCGUCAAAGAACCCAAACGCAAAACACACCAAAUGACAAACCAACGCCAUUCCAAAGGAGCUUUGAGCGGGCGUGUUGUCAAGAGCAACCAAACCUCUCGUGGAGGUGGGAGAAUAACCAACCAAGGAAGACUCCAUGCCCUUAAGAAGAAGUCAAAACUUACGGCCAAGGAUCUGGACAGGGAAUUGGAUUCCUACUUGAAAGCCCGUUGAUUUGAUCCCUGGAUACCACACUAUACCGUUGAAGAUAAUCAAAUUAUAUGUUGACGUCAAUGAUACAUAUCCCGAAAAUAAAUUA